AAUUGAUGCCCACUCUUCAGUUUUAAUUUCCCAUUCUUUUUAGUUUGGAGACCCUUUAGGGUUAAGACUUUUGGUCCUGUUAUGGUCACACGCAAAAUGAGGUUGCAAAAGGUUUCGAAGGAAAAAAAAAUAAGGUUUAGAAGGAAAUACUAGGGUCGAGGCAGCUAAUUUGCUUCCAUCAACAGGGAUUAAGUAUUGAACGGAAAAUCGGUCAUCCACAACAACCAAGUCUUGCAAAACUCUCACCAAAUAAAACACUCAGAACUGAGGAGGCGCAACCGCCACGCAGACGCUAAGACGGCAUAAAAUGUACCAGGCAUCCCUUCCAAAAGGCACCUCUUUGUGUCCUGGGACUUACUCCCCGGCUCUCCAGGGACCCGCACACCGCUAGGAAGAGGCGAACCAGCCCAGACCUCUAUGCUUUCUGUCAAGCCUGAAUACCUACUUGCUGCUGAGCUGGCCCUCUAUGCAGCACGUGCUUGAAUACUUGUGCUAGGCACUGGGACAACAGUGGAGAGCAAAAUGAACACAUCCCCUGACUUCAAAGUCCACAGGUGUGUGUGUGAGCAAAGAUGGAGGCCGACCUGUCUAGCUUUGACAUCGAUGCCCCCCGUUGGGACCAGGGCACUUUCUUGGGGCGAGUGAAACACUUCUUCAACAUCACGGACCCCCGCACCGUGUUUGUACCAGAGCAGAAGUUGGACUGGGCCAAAGCGAUGGUGGAGAAGAGCAGUGACAGGAUGGGGGUCGUGCCCCCAGGCACCCAAGUGGAACAGCUACUGUAUGCCAAGAAGCUGUAUGACUCAGCCUUCCACCCUGACACCGGGGAGAAGAUGAAUGUCAUUGGGCGCAUGUCCUUCCAGGUCCCUGGCGGCAUGAUCAUCACAGGGUUCAUGCUCCAGUUCUACAGGACGAUGCCGGCGGUGAUCUUCUGGCAGUGGGUGAACCAGUCCUUUAAUGCCUUGGUCAACUACACCAACAGGAAUGCAGCCUCCCCGACAUCAGUCAGGCAGAUGGCCCUUUCCUACUUCACAGCCACAACCACUGCCGUGGCCACUGCUGUGGGCAUGAACAUGUUGACCAAGAGAGCACCACCCUUGGUGGGCCGCUGGGUGCCCUUUGCCGCCGUGGCUGCAGCUAACUGCGUCAACAUCCCGAUGAUGCGGCAGCAGGAACUCAUCCAGGGCAUCUGCGUGAAGGACAGAAAUCACAAGGAGAUUGGUCACUCCCAGAGAGCUGCCGCCAUAGGCAUCACCCAAGUAGUUAUUUCUCGAAUCACCAUGGCAGCUCCUGGCAUGAUCUUGCUGCCAGUCAUCAUGGAAAGGCUGGAGAAGCUGCGCUUCAUGCAGAAAGUCAAGGUCCUGCAUGCCCCAUUGCAGGUCAUGCUGUCUGGGUGCUUCCUCAUCUUCAUGGUGCCAGUGGCAUGUGGGCUCUUCCCACAGAGAUGUGAAUUGUCAGUUUCCUAUCUGGAACCAGAGCUCCAAGACACCAUCAAGGCCAAGUAUGGAGAACUUUUGCCUUAUGUCUACUUCAAUAAGGGUCUCUAAAUGCCCCACCCCAAAAGGACUAGUCUGUACCCAUAUUCCUCAGCUCCUCCUUGGCCGCUGUAUACACCUGUGUCCUCAUUCCUCUUCGCCAACAAGGCCUGAAGGUCAGGGUGGACUGGGGGUGGGAGGAUGCCUCAUGCUUCUACCCAGGCACCUGGUUUGUUUACUGGAUUCCAGGGAACAGAAAUCAAAAAAGGGGAGCAAAGACCAAAGUGUUCUAUCUGCUUCUUCCUUAACUCCUGUCCACUGGAGACCAGAAGCUGAGGCCUUCUCAGGGAGAAGUUGCUGAUACCUGGGGAGACACUCAUUUUUCAUCUGAAAAAUUAGGAAACCUUUAGGAUCCUGGUUCCAGCCAGGUUUGGGGAUGAAGAGAGGCUUCUCCCACUCUUCCCUUCCUCCUCUCCAAAGCUAUGGACCUUUUACCCGUGCAGUUCUAGCACCUCAGGGAGAGAAGAGGAAAGACAUCUGUGUCACCUUGGGGCUCUUCUCCACCCUUCCCAUCCUCCUCCUUAUUGACCCUGGUCAGACAGCUUCUCUGGGAACUCUGCUAAACUUGAGUUUGUCAGACUCCCAGGAGUUGUUAGUGCUAAAAAAAUGGACACUGUGUGAGGCAGCAGAGUUACCUGGUGCUUCAAAUCAUGUCUGAAUCUAUUCUUGGGAUCUUCUUUUCUGUAACAAUGGAAGUUCUUUUUCCCAGUGCCUCAUGUUGUCUGAAAAGAUACAUCCACUAACUGAGUGAACAGGAUACAUGUAGGCAUUAACUACACAUUUUAAUGGGUAUCAUUUCCUGGCUGCCUCCCUUCCUCAGUGAAUGAGGUUAAACACCAAAGAAAGAUUGGUGGGUACUGAAUAGGAAAGGGAAGUUUUAUUUGGACCCUUAUGAGAGGAAAUCAAGCAGGACCAAAGAGCCUUAAAGGACACACAGCAAAGUGCAGCCACUUCCGUUCCCCAGCUUGGCUGCCCAACGUGAUUUCUCAAGCUCCUUGGAGGACUGUUGUGACUUAUCUGGGAUCAAUGUGUGUGGGAUUUGCUGACCCUGUUCAAAAGAUAUCACUGUGAAUUGAAUAAAUUGAAAGAGCA
This is a messenger RNA of Microcebus murinus (gray mouse lemur), 2627 nucleotides long. The record is from RefSeq and is a predicted model, not a curated record. NCBI's taxonomy places the organism in Eukaryota, Metazoa, Chordata, Mammalia, Primates, Cheirogaleidae.